AAAAAUAGAAUUGUCGAGAAGACUAGAAUAGAUUAUUGAAAGCCAGUGAUGAAAUAAUUUUUAAUUUAAUAUUUAAAUAACGUUAUUAUUUUAGUAUUUAAAAUUAAAGUGAUAUAAUUCUUCAAAACGAUUUUUAAAUAAUCCGAAAAAAAGUAUAUGUUAUAAAAAGUUUUUUUUUUUUUAUAACUAAAAACAAAGAGUAAAAGUGAUAACAAAAAGGAGGUGGAUAUCGGCGUGUCUUUUUAAAAGAUAUUUUUAUUGUUUAGUUUUUUUUAUAUUUAAUUCAUAAUGAUGGCGGAAUCCGAUACAACGGCGGAUGCAACUCGCCGUUUAAAUGUCAAAAAACAAACAUUGGACGAUGCGUAUGCAGCACCAGCAAAUUUCCUCGAAAUAGAUGUUGUGAAUCCUGUAACGAGUAUUACGGCUAAUAAGAAACGAUUUACAGAUUAUGAAGUUCGAAUGAGGACUAAUCUUCCAGUAUUUAAAGUAAAGGAGUCAAGUGUGCGUAGACGUUACAGUGAUUUUGAAUGGUUACGUAACGAAUUAGAACGUGACAGUAAAAUUGUAGUACCUCCAUUACCUGGAAAAGCAUGGAAAAGACAGAUGCCAUUUAGAGGGGAUGAUGGAAUAUUCGAAGAAGAUUUUAUUGAAGAACGGCGUGCAGGUCUUGAAACGUUUAUAAAUAAAAUUGCAGGUCACCCGUUAGCCCAAAAUGAAAAAUGUUUACAUAUUUUCCUACAAGAGCAAACCAUUGACAAAAAUUAUGUACCAGGCAAAAUACGCAAUACAUAAACAAUUAAUAAAUAUAAAUUUAUUUUUACUACAAAAAAAAAAUCUGAAUUUCAAAACGAAACAAAAAACAAAUGAAGAAAAUUAACUAGAUAAUAAAAUUAUAUUAUCACAUUCUACCCCUUCUUUUCCACCUUCAAUUUUGUUUUGAAGCAUAUAA
Messenger RNA from Chrysoperla carnea, 949 nucleotides. It is a transcript of the gene Snx3, whose product is annotated as sorting nexin-12. Gene Ontology annotation, biological process: endocytic recycling; late endosome to Golgi transport. Lineage: Eukaryota; Metazoa; Arthropoda; Insecta; Neuroptera; Chrysopidae. Gene Ontology annotation, cellular component: retromer complex; early endosome membrane. Bases 289 to 792 code for a protein of 167 amino acids. Gene Ontology annotation, molecular function: phosphatidylinositol-3-phosphate binding. The transcript has 3 exons. The record is from RefSeq and is a predicted model, not a curated record.